AUGACUACAGCAAAAGUUCAAGCAAUAAUAAGUGUUAAAUCAGAAAAUUUCCAUCAAACAUUUGAAGAAUCUAUACAUGAUUCAUCUACAACAAAUCAAUUAUCUUCUUAUGAAGGACUAAUUGCUGCUAAUGAGCGUUUAAAAGGAAAUAUUUCAAAGAUCUUUACUGAAUUUGUUAAUAAAGCUCGUCUCGAACAAGAAACUAAUGGUGAUAAGAAAAAACGUAAAUUAAAACAUGAUGAUGAUGAGAAGGAAGACGAUGAUGAAGAAGAAGAAGAAGAAGAAGCUGAAGAUGGAGUGGAUGAUGACGAUGAUGCCGAAUUAUCGGACAAUAAUGAAGAAGAACAAAAAUUUUAA
Molecule: messenger RNA, 357 nt
Organism: Rotaria sp. Silwood1
Lineage: Eukaryota; Metazoa; Rotifera; Eurotatoria; Philodinida; Philodinidae
Source: the annotation of a GenBank genome assembly